UUGUCACAGCUGGUAGAUUUGGGCUAGCUGUCUCCCCUCGCGACAGUAAGUGGACUGUUCCAGGUAUACAAGCUCAUAAACCAUUCUUCCGGCUCGGACUGUCUGGAUGGUGCAGUGAGUGGAGGGGAGCAGGGAAAACUUCUUAGUCCCGCUUUAUUUUCAUUCUGUGCAAAUAAGUUUACAUACUCCCAGUUGGAUUUACCUUUUACCUAUAGGGACUUAUACACUGGAUAUUAUCACACACCGCAGAACACAAGACAGUCAGAGCCUGUCAGCAACAUUGGCGGAGUGACGAGGUGAGAGCAGACGACGCCAAUGACCCUGGCAGUGUGAGGACCUAACCUCGAAAAUGAUGUCAACCGGAAGUGUUUGGUCCAUGACCUUGGUGGUGUUGGUUGCGCUGUGCUUGGUGUCGCACGUCACGGGUGACGGCAUGUGGGACCAGUGGAGUGACUUCUCCCCUGCUCCAGGUCCUGCGGUGGAGGCGUCCAGUCGCGCACGCGGGGCUGCAUACACAAGGGCUCUGGUAAGGGCAUGGGAUGUGUUGGUCCAGACCAUGAAUAUUCUUCCUGCAGCACAGAUCCAUGCCCACGGGAUUCUGAAGACUUUCGUAGCAUGCAGUGUGCCAAGUUUAACCAGCUCCCAAUGAUCCUGAACGGUUACGCUAGGAAAUACGACUGGGUGCCUCACUUUGAUGAGAAGAACCGCUGUUCUCUGAAGUGUCAUGCGUUGGGCACAUCGGUGGUGCGUGACCUGGAGGAGAUGGUGACAGACGGAACGCAGUGUGACAGUCCAGAACACUUCGGCAUCUGUGUCGGGGGAGUCUGCCAGACUGUUGGGUGUGACCGUGUGAUUGGCUCGGUGAUGGAUGAGGACCGGUGCCGUGUGUGCGGAGGGGAUGGCAGUGCGUGCCUCACGGAGAAGGGGGCCUUCACACAGGAUAAUCUAAAUGUAGGCUACCAUGAGAUCCUCACCAUUCCAGAGGGGUCCACAAGCAUCGCAAUCAAAGAGAUGAAACCAAGCUAUUCUUACCUAGCCCUGAAGAAUUCUAAAGGAAUGUACUACAUCAAUGGUGGCCGAGACCAGACAUCCCAGAAAGCUUUUGCAGGGACCAUCUUCCAGUACUACAGUGCUGAGAAUAAGGACGACAAAGUGGAGUCAAUCCUUUCAAGAGGUCCUACAAAUGAGACUCUUAUUGUCAUGCUUGUUGCAAGAGAUGGAAAUCCGGGUAUAAAGUAUGAAUACUCAAGUCCACAGUCUCUGGUAGAUAAGGCCAAUCCCACUGACAGGUUCACAUGGGUGUAUGGACACUGGACAAGGUGCUCAGAAGAGUGUGGCUCAGGGUAUCAACUCAGAGCUGUGUCAUGCAUGGAUCGACAGUCAGGGCAGACGGUCCACACUAGGUCAUGUGAUCUACUCGAGCGACCCCGUGCUAACCAAACCUGCAACAUGGGGUCGUGUGCUGAAGACAGGACAAAUGGAUACAGCUGGGUGUUGGGCCACUGGGACGAGUGUUCCAUCAGCUGUGGGGUGGGGGAACAGACCCAGCUGGCCUACUGUCAGGAGAAGGGCACCAUGGGACAAACCAUCUUCGUGUCUGAUGACAUCUGUCUGAGGUACCUAGGGGAGAAGCCCAAGUACAAGCGAGUGUGUGAAGGAGAGAGCGGUUGUCCCAGAUGGGCCACGGGGGCAUGGAAUGAGUGUGGUGUGACCUGUGGCUAUGGAUACCAGACCCGGCGUGUGUAUUGCCAGCGGGACUCUGAUGGGGAGCAACCCACUACAGUGCCAGACUCGGAGUGCCGAGAUGCAGACAAACCAGAGGGCAGGAAACGAUGUUUGCUGAGUUCGUGUCCGGGUGGAAGAGAUGGCAUACUGAAGGAGCUUGAGGGGAGGCCAAUCUCUCCACUGCCAGUGCAGUGUUCAGCCACCCGGUAUGGGUGUUGUCCUGAUGGGGUGACUGCUGCACAGGGGCCCAACUACCGCAACUGUCCCAUUGCCAGGAAAAUCGAUCGGUGUAAACUGGAACGAUCCCGAGGACCGUGUGCAAAUUACACAUUAAAGUGGUACUAUGAUGACCAGGCUAGCAUGUGUAAUAUGUUUUGGUACGGAGGAUGUGGUGGAAAUGACAACCGAUUUGAAAAGGAGGAUGAAUGUGAAUCUACCUGUGUAGCCAACGAUGGCACAGGUGGUGCUCCGUGCAGCCCAGGCAGUUCAAGAUGUCGGAACAUUGAGAAGUGCAUCCCUGAUACACGGCUCUGUGAUGGCUUCAAUGAUUGUGGGGACAAUUCUGAUGAAGAAGACUGCCAGACAAUAGAAGCCAACAAGCAGUGCGGAACAGGUCAAUCUAUGUGUAGCAGUAUUCGGAAAUGUGUGGCUGACUCUCAACGGUGUGAUGGACACGAUGACUGUGGGGACAACUCCGAUGAAGACGGCUGUCAGAGCACAGACAACAACAACAAUCCAUGUGGUCGUGGACGAUCCAUGUGUCGUAGUGUCAGGAAGUGUGUGGCCGAUUCACAGCGAUGUGAUGGAAGAAAUGACUGUGGUGACAACUCAGAUGAAGAGAAUUGUCAGACAGAAAUAGAUGACAACAACAAAAAUCAAUGUGGCAGUGGCCGAUCCAUGUGUCGUAGUGUCAGGAAGUGUGUGGCCGACUCACAGCGAUGUGAUGGAAGAAAUGAUUGUGGUGACAACUCAGAUGAAGAGAAUUGUCAGACAGAAAUAAAAGACAACAACUUCAAUCAAUGUGGCAGUGGACGAUCCAUGUGUCGUAGUGUCAGGAAGUGUGUGGCCGACGCUAGACGUUGUGACGGAUAUGACGACUGUGGUGACAACUCGGAUGAAGAGAACUGUAAAACCAACAAUGAAGGCAACAACAACAAUCCAUGUGGCCGUGGCAGAUCCAUGUGUCGCAGUGUGAAGAAAUGUGUGGCCGACGCUAGACGUUGUGACGGAUAUGACGACUGUGGUGACAACUCGGACGAAGAGAGUUGUGAAACAGAAAUUCCCACCAAUCAGUGUGGGAGUGGGUCUUCCAUGUGUCGUGGUGUGAAGAAAUGUGUGUCCGACGCCAAGCGUUGUGACGGAAACGAUGACUGUGGGGACAACUCAGAUGAGGAGAAUUGUGUUUCAAUUAACACAUGCCAGAAAGGCGGUUCCAUGUGUCGCAGUAUCAAGAAAUGUGUGUCCGAUGCCAGGCGCUGUGGACGGAUACGACGACUGUGGCGACAACUCUGAUGAAGAGAACUGUUUCGAUUCAAUUAACACAUGCCAGGAGGGCAGUUCCAUGUGUCGCAGUAUCAAGAAAUGUGUGGCCGAUGCGAGGCGCUGUGACGGAUACGACGACUGUGGCGACA
Haliotis rubra (blacklip abalone) is the source of this 3356-nucleotide messenger RNA. Its product is annotated as papilin-like. Gene Ontology annotation, molecular function: serine-type endopeptidase inhibitor activity; protein binding; metalloendopeptidase activity. Gene Ontology annotation, cellular component: extracellular matrix. The record is from RefSeq and is a predicted model, not a curated record. The coding region runs from base 535 to 3237 and encodes 900 amino acids. The transcript is spliced from 24 exons. Gene Ontology annotation, biological process: extracellular matrix organization. NCBI's taxonomy places the organism in Eukaryota, Metazoa, Mollusca, Gastropoda, Lepetellida, Haliotidae.